Molecule: messenger RNA, 991 nt
Organism: Paramecium primaurelia
Lineage: Eukaryota; Ciliophora; Oligohymenophorea; Peniculida; Parameciidae
Source: the annotation of a GenBank genome assembly
AUGGGAUUUCUCACUUUUAGACUUUUUUUCUUUUUAUUAGGCAUUAUGUUUUUCUUUAGAUAGCUCACUUAUUAUAAUGGCCAAUUUAUCAUUUUUUAUUGGAUUAUGUUUACUUAUUGGAAUUAAAAGUAAAUUGCACUUUUUCUUGAAGAAAGGUAAUCAAUAAUAUAAAUUUAAGGCAAAUUAAAGGGAAGUAUUUUCUUUUUUUUUAGGAUUCAUUUUUAUUAUCAUAUUAAAAAUUACAAUUAUUGGAUUUCCAUUAUAAAUUGAUGGUCUAUUUUAAAUGUUUAAAUCAUUUUUACCUUUCCUAUAUGAUAGUGCAACCAAAUUCCCAAUAAUAGGCAUAUAUUUAAGUAUAUAUAAUUAAUAUUAUAUAGUAAAACCUUAAUUAAAAAAAAUUUUUGAUGAAUUCUCAGCAAGGGGUCCAUCAGUCUGAAAUAUAUAUAUUAUAAUUUAUUAUUUAAUACAGGUACCAUUAAUUAUCUUAAUAUUUUUAAGUUUCAAGAGUCACAAUUUAUUAAUUAAUUGAAAGUAAAUACAAUAAUGAUUAAUAAAGAAUAUGAUACUAAAAUUAACUAACAUGCUAUAAAGAGUGCUUUAAAAAAGGAACUAUCUAACUAAGAAUAAAGUAAUAUAUUUAAUGAUCAAUAAAGUGUUUCGACGAUACGAUAGAAAAGGUAGAGAAAUUACUUUUGGCUCAAAAUAUGAAGUUACAAUUGAUGAACAUGUUCAAUUUUUAUAAGCAAUCCCACCUCUUUCUACUCCAAGAAAUAGAACUAAGUCACCACUUGGAAUACCUUUAAGUGCUAGAUCACCAAUAAACAAGUCUCCUUUAAUGGAAAAUGGUGGAAAUUCCACUCCUAUUGUGAAUUCUCAUAAAAAAUUGGAAUUCACAAAAAAAGAAGAAGAAUCUUUAAAAAUAUUAGAAAUAAAAUAUUAAAAAUAAAAAAUGCUUAGUAAAUAAUAAAAAUAAUGUUGUAUUAUCUGGUGA